Molecule: messenger RNA, 1291 nt
Organism: Vigna angularis (adzuki bean)
Lineage: Eukaryota; Viridiplantae; Streptophyta; Magnoliopsida; Fabales; Fabaceae
Product: staphylococcal-like nuclease CAN2
Exons: 9
Coding region: 135-1142 (335 amino acids)
Cellular component (GO): cytoplasm
Molecular function (GO): nucleic acid binding; nuclease activity
Source: RefSeq, a predicted model, not a curated record
AGCACGCCACCUGUUUGUGUGUUCACUUUCUCUGUACCCAAUCCCACAUCCUGAUUUGCUCUGGCCCCUAGAUAUUUUCCCUUUUCUUCUCUUCCAUUCUCUCAAAAAGUUUCAAGCUUUGAUCAGACUGAAUCAUGGGGAACGCCCUGAGGUUUCUCUACGGGCAUUGCUGCAAGCCCACAGCAGCUGGUGAUUCUGAUUCACUUGGGCCUCACGGUGUGUCCUCUGCCACCGUUGGUGUAUCAGCACUUGCCCAUGAUCUCUUUCACUUUGACAUCACCUCGCAGGUCCCGGAAGGACUCAGCAAGCAUGUUGUGUCUUCUAAGAAGGCUCAGGCUAAUUGGUAUAGAAAGUUAGUAGAUGCUUGGAAAGAGGCAAAACCCCCUCCUAAGACACCUGAAGAAGCAGCUAAACUUGUCAUUCAGACAUUGAAAAGACACCAAAAAGCAGAUGUUGAGGGAUUGUUGGCUUUCUAUGGUCUUCCUCCACCACACACCCUCGUUCAAGGAACUGCUCAAGCCCCGUCAUCCUUGCCUGAUGGAGUUCAAUUUGAAAUGAACACCUUGCCUGUUGAUGCAAAAGCAGUAGCAGAUGGGGAUACCGUAACAGUGUAUGUCAGCACAGCAGACCCCAGAGAAUCAGCAUUUGUCCCUGGCAACGUUCAUGCAGCAGCAGUGAGAAGAUCAGAAGCACGUGCCCGAAGGAACUUUCAAGAUGCUGAUGCAUUUCACAAACAGAUAAUUGAUGCAGGAUAUCGGGUGAUUCGUGUGGAAAACGAGGAAAUCCUAGCUAAGAAAUAUAGGAUUCGAUUAAGGGGAAUUGAUGCACCAGAAAGUGCAAUGCCUUAUGGAAAGGAAGCUAAAGCUGAACUGGUCAAGCUUGUUCAAGGGAAGCCUUUGAGGGUCCUUGUUUAUGGAGAUGAUCGCUAUGGUCGUUGUGUAGGUGAUAUCUAUUGUAAUGGCAUUUUUGUACAGGAAAUAAUGUUAAAGAAGGGUUUAGCAUGGCACUACACAGCCUAUGACAAACGGCAGGAACUAGAAACAUGGGAAAAACAAGCCAGAGCAAAGCGUGUUGGGUUAUGGGCUUCAAAAAAUCCUGAAAAGCCAUGGGAUUGGAGAAGAGAAAGAAGAGAAGGUGCAUGACAAUUGUCUGCAAUUUUUUCUGAAAAACUCAAACAAAGGUUCUUCAUUCAAUAUUAAUGUAUGAUUUGUUUGACAAACUGUGUGUAUAUACAAAACAACUGUGAACUAAAUAGUUAUGCUUUUCAAUGGAAUGUUGGAUCAUUGACAAA